Molecule: messenger RNA, 627 nt
Organism: Theileria equi strain WA
Lineage: Eukaryota; Apicomplexa; Aconoidasida; Piroplasmida; Theileriidae
Source: the annotation of a RefSeq genome assembly
AUGGUGUCUUGUCGUAGGUCUAAAUUGAAAAUUCUUAAAAAGUUUAAUUUGUUUGGGGUUUCUUUUUACACAACUAAAUUUAAUUUAGCGUUAAAUAGUGUUGGUAAAGGGUCUAGGGAUAGUUUUUAUUGUUUUUUUAAAAGUUUUGUUGUUGCUUAUAACUUGUUAGCGAGUAAGGUUAAUAUUGACAGGUUCAGAGAAAGGUUUAUGGAUGUGUUAAAGUUUUUUAAAACUUUAAAGUCUAGGUUAGAUAGUAUUUUAAUAAGAAGUGGGUUAUUUUUAACUAUAAACCAAGUUAGACAGAGCGUAUCUCAUGGUCAUGUUUUUGUUAAUAGUACUGUAGCACGUACUAGUGCUUAUAUUGUUAGGGAUUUAGAUGUUAUACAUAUGGGUAACAUAUCUGGUAAUGUUUUUAAACUUUCUCUUUUUUAUAAUUCUCUGUUUAAUGUUGUUAGUGGUGAUUUUUUAUACUCUAGAGUGAUUAAACAUGUUAGAUCUAAUUCCGGAGUGAAGGAAUUAUUAGUUGGGGCUACUUUUAGAUCUUACGGUUUAACUGUGUGUGUGAAAUCUUUUAAAGUUAAGGUUAAUAGUAAAGCGUGUUUAGGUGGUGCGGACUUUUUUGUGUGA